Molecule: messenger RNA, 2712 nt
Organism: Dermacentor silvarum
Lineage: Eukaryota; Metazoa; Arthropoda; Arachnida; Ixodida; Ixodidae
Gene: Ns3
Product: large subunit GTPase 1 homolog
Exons: 15
Coding region: 112-1884 (590 amino acids)
Biological process (GO): ribosomal subunit export from nucleus
Cellular component (GO): cytosol
Molecular function (GO): GTPase activity; GTP binding
Source: RefSeq, a predicted model, not a curated record
GUUGUACUGGUUGUGGUGGAAUUUAGUGCAUCUUUCGUUGGUUUGCAAUCUCGCUGUGAGCUGGUGCGUCCACGUGUUGCGCUUGUUUUGGGUCCUUGACAACAUCUUGAAAUGACCAAGAAAAAACACGGAGGCUCCUUGGGCCGCAGCCUGAUCAAGCAGAAACCCACGAGCAGACUCUACGACUCAUCGGCGCUUCACACAACAGAGCUGAACGAUGGCUACGACUGGGGCCGGGCCAAUGUCACCAGCAUCACGGAACAGAAUGACCUGGAUGAAUUCCUGGCGACAGCCGAACUGGCUGGCGUCGACUUCACAGCUGAGAAACAGAAUGUGACGGUGGUCAGCGUGGGCAGUGUGGUUCGGGGUGUGCUGUCUGAACGGGAGAGAGCCAACCUGCACGAUCUGCACGAACAGCAUAAAGACCUGCUACGCAUCCCAAGGAGGCCACCCUGGGACGAAAGCACCAGUGCUGAGGAACUCCAUGCACUGGAAAAGGAGAGCUUUGUGGCCUGGCGACGACAGCUGGCCGAGCUCCAGGAGACAGAUGGCCUGAUGAUGACGCCUUACGAGAAGAACCUCGAGUUUUGGCGCCAACUCUGGAGGGUCAUCGAGCGUAGUGAUGUGGUGGUGCAGAUAGUGGACGCCCGGAACCCGCUGCUGUUUCUGUGUGAAGACCUGGUGCGGUAUGUGGCCGAGACGGAUGCCAGCAAGCGCAACCUGCUGCUGCUUAACAAGGCUGACCUGCUCACCCGACCACAACGUGAGGCAUGGAGCAAGUACCUGGACUCCGUUGGCAUUCGGGCAGUGUUCUUUUCUGCACUGCUCGAGGGCAAGGAUGAAAAGUGUCCAGAUGCUGAGGAAGAGGCAGAGGAAGAUGAAGAGGCUGAGGAGGAGGAAGAGAGGAGGAGGCCAGAGAGUCCAGUAGAAGACGCUGCCGCUGACUCCAGCAGUGGUGGUUGCUCCUCCAAGGGUCCAGGGACGUGCACGGAGGCGAACAGUUCUGAGCUGUAUAGCAAGGAUGAGCUGCUGCAGCUGUUUCGCACCAUCCACCCCGAGUCCAAGCAGUGCAACGGCAAGACCGUCAUUGGCCUGGUGGGCUACCCCAACGUGGGCAAGAGCUCAACCAUCAACGCACUGGUUCGCUGCAAGAAGGUCUCUGUGUCCACUACACCGGGCAAGACCAAGCACUUUCAGACGCUGAACCUGGACGAUGAGCUGUGCCUGUGUGACUGUCCUGGCCUGGUGUUCCCCAACUUUGUGAGCAACAAGGCUGAGAUGAUCGUGCACGGAAUCCUGCCGAUUGACCAGAUGACAGACCACGUGCCCCCCGUCAACCUUGUGGCUAGCCUGAUCCCGAGGCACGUGUUGGAGUCCACCUACAGCAUUUGCCUGCCAGCACCCCACGAGACCGAAGACCCGGACAGGGCACCCAUUUCGGAGGAACUGCUCAAUGCCUAUGGAUACAUGCGAGGAUUCAUGACACAGAGUGGGCUACCAGAUAACCCUCGUGCAUCGCGCUACAUUCUGAAAGACUUUGUCAACGGGAAGCUGCUCUACUGUGUGGCACCACCUGGUGUUGACCAGAAGGAGUACCACACGUUCCCACUACCCCCGAGCAAAACACGUCGGCCUCUGCUCACUUUUGACCAGCCACCACAGAUGCGGCGGGCACAGAACCGCAAGACAACUAGCAGGGACAUUGACAGGAACUUCUUUCAGAAGGUUGCUCCCCAGGCACACGUGAAGGGCCGCAUUGGCCCUGGAAUGGCAGGAGCAAGUGGUGCCGAGAGUCUGUCGGCAGACAGCAAGCCCUGGAAGAAGCACCACAAUGCAGGCAAGAAGGAGAAGCUAAGAAGAGUCUAUGCAGAGCACGAUGCCUGACCAGCUUCAUUGUGUCAAGGGCCUUUGAGCUGGGACUAUUCUCUAUGGUCGUCACUCUUGUGUUCCUAGGACAACUUGUGUUACUCAUGGGUGCUUUGAGAGGCUGUCAUUAAGAGGGCUUGGCAUGUGGAUGUUUCCCCGAAGUGACUGACAUCUGCAACAUGCAAGAGAAGGAUGAAGGCUUUUGACAAAGAUAAGGGAGGAGAGGAUGGAUGGAAGAGCGUGUCUCUAGGCUGGUACUCUUCACCAGUGUAAGUGGAGAGGUGGAUGGCAGGUGACGAUGCAAUAAUACAAUGAAUAUACAAAGCAUCCACUACACGGUAUGUGCGCUGUACAUACAGAGAUAUAGUGUGUCCGCACGAACUGUUCUUGUGUAAACACACCAAUUGCUAUUCGGCUUCAACUGUGGUGGGACUGAAACAGUCAAAUCUGAGCAAUGUGCAACUAUGGACACGUCAUCCCUGACUAUGGUCACCGCAGAUAGAUCAGGUUAUUGUUUUGUCUUUACGUAACAGUUUAACAAAGUGGUUUAAUCAACAUGAAAGAGGCUGGAAAGCUGGCAGAAUUGGUGACCGUUUGUGUGGACAAGCUGCUAAUGGGCACCAACUGCAGACAUGGCCACUUGGCAUAGCGAUAUAACACAGUCAAAUAGAAGGCUAGCUAGGUCAUGAGAAUCCACUCAUUUGUUGAAUUUCACAGUAAGGCAGAUAAAAUAUAAAUGUACACAUCUCAAAAAUGUUUCCCCAGGGUUAUGCAUGGAGCUUGUAUGGCCAUGUACAUACAUUAUACGAAUGAAAAUAUACAUGAUAUUGCUGUAGCACAUGUAAA